This is a messenger RNA of Exophiala xenobiotica, 1823 nucleotides long. RefSeq lists its product as uncharacterized. The transcript has a single exon. Bases 232 to 1656 code for a protein of 474 amino acids. NCBI's taxonomy places the organism in Eukaryota, Fungi, Ascomycota, Eurotiomycetes, Chaetothyriales, Herpotrichiellaceae. The record is from RefSeq and is a predicted model, not a curated record.
CUCCCUUGUGCUUCAUGCAGUCACUCUUCUCGUUGUUCACCCUGUAGCUUCUGCCAAUCACUACCAUCCAGCGCUUCCGCUACGGCCCUCCAGCAACCAUGGCAAGAUACAUCUACCGCCCGGAUCGCUCCUUGCGUGCGACAAGCUGCUUCAUGUCCCUUCCGGCCAGGGGGUCAGCAGUUUCAGGAGCAAAAAACUGGAGAAUGUUAAAGAGCUGAUCUUGCUACAAAGAUGAGGUAUCUGUCCUCAGUAUCAGCUGUGUUCAUCAUUGUUUUUGCCUUUAUCACUGCGCCAACGACAGCCAGACCCGGCAGUAUCUGGAGUGUUCACAUUGACAAAGAUCCUGCCCCGCCUCCAGACGAAGGACCUCCUCAAUCAGCAGGAGCUCUUCGAGACAAAUCCAAGCUGAAGUACGAGAUUGCCGGUAUUGUAGGGGCUUACGGAUUUUGGCUCAUACUCACGUUCAUCCUCUUCAUCUUCGUUGGGAAAAGAUUACGACGCAAAUACCAAACAUCCAAUCGUACCUUGAGCAUGGAGAUCAUCAAACCUGCACCACUGGCCAACAACCCCACGAUGAUGGUGGAAGCGCCCUUGAAGAGUCCCGGAAAGAUGGCCAGCUUGAAAUCAUGGGCAAGUAGUGGGCGUACACAUUCUCGAAAACAGUCCAAUGUCACUGUGUCGACAAUUGACGAGAGGAUUCUCGAGGCGGACAAAGCCAAAAACAUGGACGAAAUGACCAAGCUAUACGCAGCUGUCAUGUUGCACGAUGAAGCGAGGCCACAGAGAGCUCAGAGCAGUGCUCAGACAACUCCUAGAAGUCCCUGUUUCCCGCAAAAUGAGGGUCUUCCUCCAACGCCUCGAUCGGCCUACAAUGUUCCACCGACGCCACGCUCGCCUCACUAUCAAGCAAGUGGUAACGGACCGUUGUCGCCACGGUUUCCUCCCGAAUUCCAGCACCUCCACAAGCUCCAGUCAGAUGAGGCAUCUCCGCCUGCUCUGAUUCACCCCUUGGCACCUACUCCCGCCGAAGAUCCUGCCUCGAGGACAGGAUCGCAAAACAGCCGCAAAUCCAAGAUUUCCCAAUUGUCACUCAUCCCCGGACGAAGUGACUCUGCGGACCAGAACAAGCGACGACCUAGUCGCAUCUCUGUUCGUGGCCAGCCUAUCUCGCAGCCUCUGGGUUCAGCCGCUCUCACCGACUCAUCGGUUUAUUCUGAGCAGGGUAGUGUAUCUCCUCGCAUCUACCACCCCGGUCCGCCACCACCCACUCCGGGACAGAAGACUCCGGUGGUCUCAACGGAAGAUGUUGAGAAGAAGGGUCCGCCUGCUCCAUUAUCGCUGCGAAGCGCAGCGGCCUCAAACAGCUCCCACACCUUGCCUUUCCGGCAAUUCUACGACGGCUCAUUGAAGAGUGCUCCGCCAACAAAAACAACCUUCCUGGAUCGUCGCGAGAGCGCCUUGGGCGUACAUCCAAAGACGGGCGUACCCCAGACACCGUACAGCCCCUACAUGCCCAUGACACCCAUGACACCAGUCACUCCCAGUAUGUUAGUGACAAAGAAAGACAGGAAACGUAUGAAGAAGGAAGGCAUGAAGGUCUUGAGCGAGGACGACAUGGUCAUGAGUGAUGAAGAUAUGUGGGGCGAGUUGAAGUGAUGCUUGAAGCAGUUCCAUUCAUUUCGUUGUCUCCUAUGUUCGUUUCUGCCUUUCAUGUUAGGCUGGGCUCUCGUGUCACCCAAAUACGGCCUGCAAUGUAUAUUAGGCACAUGGUAGCGACUAUAGAUACCCGAGUUCAAGAUCCAUUCUAGAACUCUCUACGAUGA